Messenger RNA from Dipodomys spectabilis (banner-tailed kangaroo rat), 1286 nucleotides. It is a transcript of the gene Tnfaip8l1, whose product is annotated as TNF alpha induced protein 8 like 1. The transcript is spliced from 2 exons. The coding region runs from base 106 to 666 and encodes 186 amino acids. NCBI's taxonomy places the organism in Eukaryota, Metazoa, Chordata, Mammalia, Rodentia, Heteromyidae. Gene Ontology annotation, cellular component: cytoplasm. Gene Ontology annotation, biological process: negative regulation of TOR signaling; regulation of apoptotic process. The record is from RefSeq and is a predicted model, not a curated record.
UCGUUGCUCCUGCACAAGCCCCGGACCCCUAGCAGACAGCUGGACGGAUCCACGACGGUCAGACGCCCGGACGGACCCCCAGGAGCAGGUGAGAGAGAGGCCGCCAUGGACACGUUCAGCACGCAGAGCCUGGCCCUGAAGGCGCAGAAGAAGGUCCUGAGCAAGAUGUCCUCCAAGGCCAUGGUGGCCGUGUUUGCGGACGACACGAGCACGCAGGUGCUGGACGAGCUGUACCGGGCCACCAAGGAGUUCACGCGCAGCCGCAAGGAGGCGCAGCGGGUGCUGAAGGACCUGGUGAAGGUGGCGGUGAAGGUGGCGGUGGUGCUGCGGGCCGGGCAGCUGGGCGCGGACCAGUUGGCCCAGCUGGGCCACUUCCGGCGGCGCGCGCGCAGCCUGGCCAUGACGGCGGUCAGCUUCCAGCAGGUGGCCUUCACCUUCGAUCGCCGCGUGCUGGCCGCCGGGCUGCUGGAGUGCCGAGACCUCUUGCACCAGGCCACCGGGCCCCACCUCACCGCCAAGUCCCACGGCCGCAUCAACCACGUGUUUGGCCACUUUGCCAACGGGGACUUCCUGGCGGCGCUGUAUGGGCCGGCCGAGCCCUACUGCUCCCACCUGCAGCGCAUCUGUGAUGGGCUGGGCCGCAUGCUGGACACUGACAGCAUCUGAACUCCGCCCCCCGGCCCCCUGUCCUCCCGGCCUGCGACUCAGCACCCAGCACCUCGACUCAGCACCCAGCACCUUCCCCUCCCAACCCUCUCUGACCCAUCUUUGAGCCAGAGAUACAUGCUAGAGAGCCCAGGCUGGCCCAGAUGGAGGUCAGUAUAUCCCCCCACCCCAAGCAAGGGCCGGAGUCACAGGCCUGGCCACCCCACCCGCUGUUGGGCCCCCCGAUCCAGCCUUGACCUGAGUCUUUACGCCAGGGGAAUGUUGGACGCACACAUGCGCACUGAGAGACUGGCCUCCACGAGGAGAGACUGAGGAAGACCCGGCCUCCACCUCCAGCCUCAGCCUCAGCCUCCAGCCUGGAGCUAGAGUCAGCCUGAUGUUCUGAGGCCUUCACUUUGUGGGGGCUCUGUCCCCACCCCGACCUCAGGGAAUGGCUGAAUGAGCCCCGUGGGACACUGGGGGAGGGGUGCGGCCUGUUGGCGAGGGUUCCCCGACUUGCCUGGAAAUGGGAAGUUGGGACUCGGGGUGGUGGUGGGCUCCGCCACGGUCACCCACGGUGCCAGUGACAGGAGAGGCCUCAGCCUCCUGAGGUGUGUGCGUCCCUGGAAUUAUAACGGCAC